UUAUUGAAGCAUUUUUGUGAUGGCUGCUUCACACUCUGUCAAGUAAUUCUAAUAUCUUGAUGUACAUUAAUUGUCUUCUUAUAUUUAAGUUGAGCUCUUCCUUGUUCUUGGUAUGACAAAUUAUUACCAACUGAAACCUGGGCAUUUAGCUCUUAUUUAAACUUUGGGUUUUAUCUGGUGUUCUUUGACACUGUUCUGGCAGAGUAAGAGAGAGCUUCAUCUUAUUACCACAGAUGGAUUUCCCACUUGAGCUUUCAACUCUACCUUAGUAACAUAAUGCGGUUGGGAGUAACUGAAGUUGGUAUGUUACUACCUUAGUAACAUAAUGCAAUUUACUUUGUAAAUUCUGGGAGGAUUAUAUGUACCCUAUCUUUGAAGAUUUUCAUGGAGGAUAAUGGACAUUUGGGAGUCCAUGUUAUUAUAUUUGUGUAUGUAAUGAAAGGGUAGCUAUGAUUUUUAUAUUAUAAUUUUCUUUUUUUUUUAACAAUGCCCAAUUAGUAGCCAUAGGGAUCCUAGAGGGACAUUGACCUCUAAAUAGCUUUGUUCUGUCUUCUAACGAGGCCUAGCAUGUCUGGGGCCCGCCCCCUGGCCCUGGUUGAUCCUGAUUGGUGUUAAGAGAGUCCAUUGCUAAAAAUAUGAUGGUGAAAAUUAAAUUCACUUUCAUCUCGGCUUCCAAUGACAUGUGUGUUCUUCUCAACCUAGAGAGGUCAGGAAGCGGAAAUGCAUUUUACCUGCCCUGGAAUUCAUUUAAGAAGAAUACCGUGUACAAGAGACCAGUUUGAGUGAGGAGGGUAAUGUCUUCCACCAUGCCCCAGAGCAUUUGCCCAGCAAGCAGGGUCUCCUGCUGGUGGUGGCUGAUGUAGGAGCAGAAUGCGAGUUUGGGGAACCUGGAGCCUGCAAGGAAGGAUUUCAUCAGGCAAGAUUGCCAUGGAGCUUUCCCUUUGGUUUACCCCAGUUUUGCCCAGGAGAAAAUUCCUGGCUUGUCGGAAGAAAAGAGAAGCAUAUUGUCAAAGAAACUGUUUCCUGUAAGCUGCUUCUUGAUCCAACAGAGUUGAUGACAGAGAAAUGGAGAUAAACAUGGAGGUGAGGAAUGAGACAACAAUCCAAGAAUUCAUUCUGGAAGGGUUUCCUGCCAUCCAGUACCUGGGGAACAUCUUCUUCCUGAUGCAUCUGCUGGCAUAUCUGGCCUCUAUCACAGGAAAUAUGGUGAUCAUCAUUAUCACUUGGGCUGACCAUCGCCUCCAGACACCAAUGUAUAUUUUACUCAGCACUUUCUCCUUCUCUGAAUGCUGUUUUAUUACCACAGUUAUUCCUAAACUGCUGUCCAUCUUUCUUUCAGGAAGGCAAACAAUUUCCUUUACUUCUUGUCUCACACAAGCCUUUUCUUUUCUGUUUUUUGGGUCAAUAAUUUUUUUCCUGAUGGCUGUGAUGUCCUUGGAUCGAUACCUGGCCAUUUGCAAACCUCUGCACUACCCGGCCAUCAUGAACCUGAGGGUUAGUUUCCUUCUGGCUUUCUUCUGCAAUGCUUUGUCCUUCAUCUUGAUCACUGGUCUGGUGCUCAAGGUUUCUCAGUUAUCCUUCUGUGGCCCCAAUGUCAUCUCUCAUUUCUUUUGUGACCUAGGCUCCCUGAUUCAUCUCUCUUGUUCUGACACUGGGUCUGUUGAAAUAUAUGUCCUCUUCCUUGCUCUGCUUGUCAUUCUGAUAUCUCUCAUUUUAACCAUCAUUGCAUACAGCAAUAUAGUAGUCACAAUUGUGCGACUUCCAUCAGCCAAGGAGCGACAGAAAGCUUUCUCCACCUGCUCCUCUCACCUCAUUGUCCUCUCUCUGAUGUACGGCAGCUGUGUCUUUAUAUACGUGAAACCAAAGCAAACAAAUAGGCUGGACUCCAACAGGGAGGCUGCCCUUGUGAACACAGUGGUGACCCCACUGUUGAACCCUGUCAUCUACACUCUGCGGAACAAGCAGGUCCAUCAGGCUCUGAGGGAUGCUCUGUCCAGGGUGAGGUUGCAGAAACAGAGCUUUGGAGGCCCACAGCAAGCUCUGGAUUUCUUGGAAGAUAAUAGUUGCAAGAGGAGGAAGUCCUGCCUGCCAUGAGGUGACUCCUAUGUGUGACUGGCCUCAGGGACCGUGGUGAUUUGUGGACUUACUGGGGACAACUGGAACAGAAGCAGAAACUCCUUCAGGCUGGGGGUGAGCACUUUGGUUUCACAAGCAGCACUUCAGGGGAUCUGGCCCACAGUGGGUUAGUGAGAGUGACACAUUCCACACUCCCAGUGUUUAGCCUAUUUUUGAGAUACUAGAGCCAAACACCAUCUUGAGAAAAGUCAUUGAUUGAGAGGACUGAAGAGAGAAGAAUGUUCACUGAGUUGCAUGGAAGAGUCAGUGUAUGUGUGCCAGGUUCCCAGAAUAUCCUCUUAAGUAGGUUAAUCCUGUGACCUACUGUCAUUCCCACCGCCCUCACAGGCCAGCAUGAACCCAAGGGGUGGGUGGUCAAUUCUGGACUUACAGUUCAUGUCCUGUUGUUGAGCAGCACCCAAUGUCUCUGGUCUCUAGUUUCUUCUAUAAAAUUCUUGAGCUAAAGUAGAUGCUCUCUAAGCCCUGUGUCAUUCCACAGGCCAGUAACUCAUCAGUGAUUAUAACUAAGGGUAGAAACAAGUAAGCUAUGAAGCUAAUCUUUCACUUAAGGUUAAGAAAUCAUCAACAAUAAAUUUACUCCCAUUUUAAAAUGUUUUGUCACCGCAUUUGGAAACAUCAGGUACUCUGGAGUCGGGUAUUCUGGCUAAAGUCCCAGCUAUGUGACCCAAGUUCUCUGGAACUCUCUAAACCUCAGUUUCUGCUUCUAUAAAAUAAGGGGUUCAUGGUUAUUGUGAAGAGUCAUAGAAAUACUGAAUUUCAAUGACCCAACACAGAACAAGCAUAGAUCCUCAACAGAUGAUGAUGAUGACAGCUUGGACAACAGAAUGUGUUGCAUUAUUAAAAGGGAUAUUCAAAGGAAUGUUACUAACAUUACUCUUAUGUUUACUUACAAACUGAUAAUAUCAUUAAAAACAAUAAAAUAUAUAACUACAAAAAUGUCAA
Molecule: messenger RNA, 3078 nt
Organism: Leopardus geoffroyi (Geoffroy's cat)
Lineage: Eukaryota; Metazoa; Chordata; Mammalia; Carnivora; Felidae
Product: olfactory receptor 6C74-like
Exons: 5
Coding region: 1066-2094 (342 amino acids)
Biological process (GO): G protein-coupled receptor signaling pathway
Cellular component (GO): membrane
Molecular function (GO): olfactory receptor activity; G protein-coupled receptor activity
Source: RefSeq, a predicted model, not a curated record